CGCUUCAUAAGCAGUGGGGACAGGGAGAGGAGGGGCACUCACAGAACCACUGGACGUUUUUCUUUCUCCUUUCACUCCACAUUGUAACCUUUUUUAAACUUUUUAAUAUAAAUACUUUGAAUACUUUUGUUUGUUCUCUCCCCUGCUGUGAUGUCGACCCCCUCCCUGUCCUGUGAGGGGAUGUACUCCAAACUGAUAGACGACGAUAUGAACCGCAGGCCAGAUGUGGACCUCGGCGUUCACCCAGUCUCCCCAGUCAGACUGGUCCCCCGGCCGAGCGGCCCCGGGCCCUACCGCCUCGCCACCAUCUGCCUGGCCACGCUGUGUGCCGUCCUGUUGAUCUCCAUCAUAGCCGUCACCGCACACUAUAAGAACAAACCUCAGAGAGAUGGAGAAGUGACCUCAGAGAAGCAGACGCAGGAUACAGACGUGACGGCUCUGACCACCAGCAUCAAAAAACUGCAGGAGGAGAAUAAACAACUGCAGAAAGAAAAGGAUCAAUUUCAAGCCGAACUGGAUUCCAUGAAAGCCUCUAAAGCCACCGAGGUGAUCAAACCGACGACAAAGACCCCGAUCGUCUGUCCCAUGGACUGGAAUCUCUUCAACAACAGCUGUUACUUCAUCUCCAGAAACAGGAGGGAUUGGCCCGAGAGCAAGUCGUUCUGCGAGAGCAAAGGAGCUCACCUGGCCAUCAUCCACACGGCCGAGGAGCAGACGUUUCUGUGGGAUUCUCUUCCCAGAGGUCACUGGAAUUCCUACUGGUUCGGGAUCACUGACGGGGUCACAGAGGAUCAGUGGAAAUGGGUUGACGGCACCCCGCUGGUCGGAGGGUUUUGGGAAGUCGGCGAGCCCAACAACCACAUAGACGAGGACUGUGGCUACAUUGUGAAAACACAGGUGAUGGAGCGAGUGGCGAUCCGGAGCUGGUACGACGCCCCCUGCUCCAUGAGCUUGCCCUUCAUCUGUGAGAAAAAGAUGGGCGCCGGCGCCAGCACCGCCAUGCCACACUGAGCGGUCAGUUAGAUCUGAUCGUCUGAAGUAUGUCCUCUGCAUGCAUGAACGCAGCUAUGGUGCACGGGAUGAAUAUAGGAUGAAUGAAAUUAAAUGAAUUGAGGGUAUUUCAGACUUUCUGUCCUCUCAUUGUAACAUAAUAACUGAUUAAAAGUCCAAUUAAUAUGGGUUCACAGUAGUAAAUAAUUAAAGUUACUGCACUUUUAUUUUCAUGACUUCCUCAUACUGUUUUUAACCGUAAAAUAUUCCCUAUUUUCUGGGUCACUGAUCUUAUGAAUAACAUAUCAGCCUUUAAAGUAGAAAUGUGUAAGAUCUGUCCAGAACUUUUGUCAGAAGCAUUCAAAAAAUGAGCUUACAUCGUCAACAGAAUGUGAAAAGGAUACAGUGUUGACGUUACAUCAAAGACGUCUAUGUAUUGUGUUGCAGGGAUAUCUACUGAAAUUAGCAAUGCUAACCAGCUAGCGGCAGCCCGACCUGCCUUUUAAUACCACUUGUAACCUGGAGAGGCGAUACUGAGUCACUGUAGCAUUCAGUCUGCAACAGUCCAACACAAGGGCUUGUCGAUCAAGUUGAAGUUACUAAUCUUCAGAUGUGAGUUCGGCAUUUUUAUUUUGUAGCAGCAGUCUGGUUGAAUUUUUGCCAUUUAUUUUAAUUUUUUUUGAUGACUGUAAAUUGAGAUUGUAAGGACCAUGAGGUUUGUUUUGAGCAUGUGGCCAAAUCUUACUCAUUGGAUUUAUAAAGAAACUCUGACAAGAUUAUUAUGGGACUAUUUCUUUUUUUAGGACUUUAGAAAUAUAAUAAAAAAACACAACAAAUGUAGAACUUCCCAUCACGCCAAGUUAUUCAACCCAGUUUUUAUUGACACUUUUUAACAGAAGAGUUUGGAGGCAACAAAAUCAGAAGGUAAACAUGUUUUUUUUAUUAAGUUUCCUUUUAAAAGUGAAGGUGGAUGUUCUGUUUUCAUUAAUAUUCUCCCAAGAAGAUGAUGAAAAUAUCCCUCAUUAAGUAUCAUAUCAAAACUGCCUAACCUCCUUGAAUGAGGGCGGUGGUUCUUCUAAAGGUGUUUAAUAAAUGUGGUUUUACUUUUGUUUCUUUGCCUUAUACUACAUAAACAAUGUCAUAUUUUUUUGAAUGAUUCAUUUUUUUUGUUCAAUAUCAGGGAUCAAGAUUAUUAUCAAUAUUCUCAUUUAUUUUUUUACAAAUGAAAUUAUACCUUUUAGCAAUAAAUAGUGUUUAUAAAAGAAUCGUGUUGACUGUACAAGUGUCGUGAUGGCAACUGUGCAUAGGUUUGAUUAAGUAAGAAGUAAGAAUAAUCAAUUUGAAUUUAAUACACUUUUAGAUGUCAAAUUUUUCAUACGUUUUUGUUUGUUUUUUGUUGUCGAAUUGAAUGUAACAUGAAUCAAAUAUUUGAAAUUAUGCAGAAAUAUGCCUUGUGGAUCUUGUAAAUAAAUAAUAAUGAUAAUUGUUUUGUA
Anoplopoma fimbria (sablefish) is the source of this 2483-nucleotide messenger RNA. Its product is annotated as CD209 antigen-like protein C. NCBI's taxonomy places the organism in Eukaryota, Metazoa, Chordata, Actinopteri, Perciformes, Anoplopomatidae. The coding region runs from base 151 to 1011 and encodes 286 amino acids. The transcript is spliced from 6 exons. The record is from RefSeq and is a predicted model, not a curated record.